Messenger RNA from Caenorhabditis bovis, 987 nucleotides. Lineage: Eukaryota; Metazoa; Nematoda; Chromadorea; Rhabditida; Rhabditidae. The record is from the annotation of a GenBank genome assembly.
AUGAAAGCAUUCGGAGUGAAUUCAAAAUGGACACCCGACAAGAAUCCGACGCCCGACGAUGAUUGGCGACCGAUCACGCCACUCAAGCAGCGUAAAAGAGCAACCACUCCGAAACGAGACCAGCGCGCCGAGAGUCGGCAGAGUCGACGUUUCGAGCCGGAAAGCGAAGAGAAGCCGAAGAGCAGACCACGAUCGUCAGCAUCGGCGGAGCCAAAACCCACAAAGAAGAAUCAGCGUCUCGCUGAAGUCGCCAAAUAUGGUCUGCUACCCGAUGUGGUCCAAUCGGCUAAUGGAACCGUCACCGAUGAUCCCUACAAGCUUCCCACUCAUAUCGGACAAUGCCCUCAUUGUCAAGUAACCGAAAACGGCCUCGGCCAGAAAGGAGCAAUGGAAAAACAUUUCGCGAAAUUGUGCAAAGUCAUGACAACAUGCAAAUAUUGCCUCAAAGUCGUUAUGGUCGCACACCUAACGGACCAUUUAAUUUAUCGAUGCGACUUCCUUAAAGGGACAAUGGAUGAAUGCGGCGAUUGCGGAUUGGCGAUUGAUAAAGAGGACAAGGCGAAUGACUCGGGACAUCCGAUGUGCCGUGGACGAAAGCCACCAUCUGGAGCACAAUGGUGCCCGCUGUGCACGGUGGCGGUUAACGACGAUGAGCAGGAUUGGCGUGAGCAUCUAACCACGACCUGCUACAAUAAUCCACGAAUCGAUGGUCCCGAACGAGAUCCGUAUGAAAUAAAAAGCGAGCAGGACAAAAUACUAAAUGCCGCAAAAGCAAGAAAAGAAGAAGAGAAACGAAAAGCCGAAGAAAAGAAAAAGCUGGAAGAGCAGAAGCAAAGGCAGCAACAGCAGCAGCAGCAAGCCGCUUCCAUGACACCGUACCCCGGAAAAAUGAUCGAUGCGGAUAAGCUGGUCGCCGCGUUGCAGGAGAUUCAAGAACGAAAGAAAGCCGAGAAAAAGAAGAAGUUCAAGGAGCUCGAGAAUUCAUAA